CCCGGCGCGGCUCGGCGGCGGUUGGCGGGGCCGGGCCGCUUCCUGCCGCUGAGGAGGGGCCCGGCGGGGUGGGUUCGGCUCGGCGCGGCUGCUGCGGGACCGCGGCUCGGCGGCGGACCCCCCUGCCCGGCGUCUUGAAGCACAAGGUGAAGGUUUCUCUUCACGGUGCAUGGACGGAAAGCCAAUGCGCAGGUGUACCAGUACUCGACCAGGAGAGACCGGAAUGGAUGUGACUAGCCGUUGCACACUCGGAGAUCCUAACAAGCUGCCAGAAGGGGUGCCGCAACCUGCUCGCAUGCCCUACAUCUCUGACAAGCACCCUCGACAAACUUUGGAAGUCAUCAAUCUUCUCCGGAAGCACCGGGAGUUGUGCGAUGUGGUGCUAGUAGUCGGUGCGAAGAAGAUCUACGCCCACAGGGUGAUUCUCUCAGCCUGCAGCCCUUACUUCCGAGCCAUGUUCACCGGGGAGCUGGCAGAGAGUCGGCAGACAGAAGUUGUCAUCAGAGACAUCGAUGAAAGAGCCAUGGAACUGCUGAUUGACUUUGCAUACACCUCUCAGAUCACUGUGGAAGAGGGAAAUGUCCAGACCUUGUUGCCAGCUGCUUGCCUUCUCCAGCUGGCCGAGAUCCAGGAGGCCUGCUGCGAGUUCCUUAAGAGACAGUUGGACCCUUCCAAUUGCCUGGGCAUCCGAGCUUUUGCUGACACUCACUCGUGCCGUGAACUGCUGAGGAUUGCUGACAAAUUCACACAGCAUAACUUCCAGGAGGUAAUGGAGAGUGAGGAGUUCAUGCUGCUCCCUGCCAAUCAGCUCAUAGACAUUAUAUCCAGUGAUGAGUUAAAUGUUCGCAGCGAAGAGCAGGUGUUCAAUGCGGUGAUGGCCUGGGUGAAAUACAGCAUCCAGGAGAGAAGACCCCAACUGCCACAGGUUCUGCAGCAUGUGCGUCUACCGCUGCUGAGUCCCAAGUUUCUUGUGGGUACAGUGGGCUCUGAUCCGCUUAUUAAGAGCGAUGAGGAAUGCCGGGAUCUAGUGGAUGAAGCUAAAAACUAUCUGUUGUUGCCCCAAGAGAGGCCACUGAUGCAAGGACCAAGAACUAGACCGCGCAAACCCAUCCGCUGUGGAGAAGUGCUCUUUGCAGUGGGCGGCUGGUGUAGCGGGGAUGCGAUUUCCAGUGUUGAGCGCUAUGACCCUCAAACCAAUGAGUGGCGGAUGGUGGCUUCCAUGAGCAAAAGGCGCUGUGGUGUUGGAGUCAGCGUUCUGGAUGACCUCCUCUAUGCCGUGGGAGGCCAUGACGGUUCCUCUUAUCUUAACAGUGUAGAAAGGUAUGAUCCAAAGACCAAUCAGUGGAGCAGUGAUGUGGCCCCCACCAGCACCUGCAGGACCAGUGUUGGAGUAGCAGUUCUUGGGGGCUACCUCUAUGCUGUGGGUGGUCAGGAUGGUGUCUCUUGCCUCAACAUUGUGGAAAGGUAUGAUCCCAAAGAAAACAAAUGGACUCGAGUGGCUUCCAUGAGCACCAGGCGCCUGGGAGUUGCAGUGGCUGUGCUAGGGGGCUUCCUCUAUGCUGUGGGAGGCUCUGAUGGGACUUCUCCUCUCAAUACUGUGGAACGCUACAAUCCCCAGGAGAACCGCUGGCACACAAUCGCACCCAUGGGGACGAGGAGGAAGCACCUGGGCUGUGCGGUGUACCAAGACAUGAUAUAUGCUGUAGGCGGCAGAGAUGAUACGACAGAGCUCAGUAGUGCUGAGAGAUACAACCCUCGAACCAACCAGUGGUCUCCUGUUGUGGCCAUGACAUCCCGCCGGAGUGGAGUUGGCCUCGCAGUGGUGAACGGACAGCUGAUGGCAGUGGGGGGUUUUGAUGGCACAACGUACUUGAAGACCAUUGAGGUGUUUGAUCCGGAUGCUAACACGUGGAGGUUGUAUGGUGGGAUGAACUACCGGCGGCUGGGAGGAGGAGUAGGUGUUAUCAAAAUGACACACUGUGAAUCCCAUAUAUGGUAAGCAUCAAGAGGGAGGGAGACCCCUUGGUUCUCAUUCCUAGAAAAACUGAAGAGACUUGUUGACACUGGACCUCCUUGCAGCUCUAGUAUGCACGGUCUAGAUCCAAUGUAACUCUUUGCCGGUGACUCUUUCUAUGGAAUUACAAAAAUGACUUCUGUGAGCGUUUGCCCAAUGGGAGACCACGUUGUCAGACUCCAGGGAACCACUGGACAAAAGUAUAAGUGUUGCUUAUGUCGGUAUUUUUUCUAAAUAGUCUACACUUUUGAAUAAACCAAACUGUAAAAGCUAUUGUAGCGUAAACAAUGCUGACGUAGAGACCACGUGCUGAUACUGGGAGUCUGGCAAGGAGGCGGGUUUCCUGCUUUCCCUCCUGCUGUGAGCAGUGGAUGUGGCAGCUGUGUGGUGGGUGAAAGAGGAAAGUGAUACAGAAAACAUUGCUUUUGCCUUAUUUACAGAGAGCUUCAAAAAAGUACUUGACCUGCAAGGUGCCACCUUUGCACAGAAGCUUUUCUGUGCACAGAGUAUAUUUAUUUUUUCAUUUAAUUUGUAUCAUGUAUUUUCUUUGUAUCGCUCACAGCGAUGAUUCCAGCUUUUUAUAUUACAUAUAUAUGUGUGCGCAUAUAUAUAUAUGUAUUUUAUAUAUAUAUGUAUAUGUGCAUGUGCAAUUUGAGUUUUGACAAGCUGGUGGGUAGGGCAGGGCUAUGUCCUGCCAGCUAUUGUGGUUCCAACCCUUGUGGUAUGUUUUAGGGUCUCUUAGAGUACAGGAGAGCUAUGAGGAUGGGUGCCCUGACUAUCUUUUCAGUCUUGCUGGAGGCAAGAAGUAGAACUGGAACUCUCAUCUAUCGACUGAAUCAGUGAAGUGCCCAAAAAAGGGUGAGAGUGAAAAGGAUUUCAAAUGAUGCCUUUUUACUGUACAGUGUAUGGUACAAAAGUUCAGUUUUUUGUCUCUCCCCUCCCCUGUAUAUGAACCUAGAAACAACUAGUUGUUGCUUACAUAUAAAAACCUUUUCCUCACGUCGCCUGCUAGAUAUCGGUUCUUGUCUGAAGCUGGGAUGCAGGUAUCGUCUGUUGAUUCUGACUAGCCUAGAUCAACACUCACUUCUCAGGUUCUUGCUGGAACGCCAGACCCGCAGUCAGCUCCUGCUGAAAAAAGCUUAGACCAGCAUCAUCUUAGCUGCCCUCCUGCCUCUUGUCUGUGUCUUUAGAAUUCCUGUUGUGAAACAUUGACCAUGAUGAGAUGGUAUCCUCCCUUUUAGUGAUUUUUAUGUACUUUGCCUGUGUGUGUUUAGAGCAGGGAAAGGUAUGAGGCUCAUUAAAGAGUUUGGAGGGGAGGGACUAUUUGCUGGCACUGGGAGUAACUGUCAUGUUUUGGUGACUGCAGAGGUACCCGGGGGCGGGGGGAGAGGAAGGAGGAACUUUAGACUCAAAGGUUCUGAUAUGUUUGUACUGUAAUUUCUAUCUAGUAUGAAAGAAUGACAUUUUGCACCUGAUAUAACUUUGGACCUUACCAAAUCUGACUUUUAAAACAGUAAGAGGACUGUAAAUUCUUGGGAUGAAAAAGGCAGUGCUGACAUCUUAAGUUCUUUAACUUCAUAGUUUCAUUCAUGUAACUCAGAUUUUAAUGUGCUUGAAUAUAGUAAAAAUUACACUACAGUAAUAAAUGGGUCAUUAAAACUUUUUUAAAAGCCCCUUUUCCCCUAAAGGUCGGUAUUCUUGUGUUUACAUAUGAAGAUCAUUUGCACCUUUACAAGGAAAACAAGUAUUCUGUAAACAAAUGUUUACAUGUAUCAUUUAUGCUUUUUUCUAGCAUGAGUAACUUGUAUAAAUAGUGCUAUCUUAAUAAAUUUCUUCUACGCUC
This is a messenger RNA of Chroicocephalus ridibundus (black-headed gull), 3857 nucleotides long. RefSeq names its product kelch like family member 20 (gene KLHL20). The transcript is spliced from 12 exons. Bases 170 to 1999 code for a protein of 609 amino acids. Gene Ontology annotation, molecular function: protein binding. The record is from RefSeq and is a predicted model, not a curated record. Lineage: Eukaryota; Metazoa; Chordata; Aves; Charadriiformes; Laridae.